Messenger RNA from Pocillopora damicornis (cauliflower coral), 1256 nucleotides. Its product is annotated as melanocyte-stimulating hormone receptor. Gene Ontology annotation, cellular component: membrane. Gene Ontology annotation, molecular function: G protein-coupled receptor activity. Gene Ontology annotation, biological process: G protein-coupled receptor signaling pathway. The record is from RefSeq and is a predicted model, not a curated record. NCBI's taxonomy places the organism in Eukaryota, Metazoa, Cnidaria, Anthozoa, Scleractinia, Pocilloporidae.
UUCCAACUUAGCAGGUUUGCUGUGUCAAUUUUGAAAUAACAUUUGUGCAAAGACAGAUGGCUUGAGGAUGGAAAAUAGCACUAACUUCUCAAACCACGGAUCAGAAAGCCAAAACUUUCACAUAAAAGUUUUUGUCGUUGUGAACUGUGCCUUGAAUGCGCCAUUGAUGCUUGUAUCAAUUCUAGGCAACGCGUUGGUUCUUGCCGCCAUUAUAAGGAAUCCGUCGAUUCGUUCUCCGUCAAUGAUCAUGCUCGGUAGUCUUGCUGCUACAGACCUUCUGGUAGGUCUUAUCGCUCAGCCGUUGUUUAUUGCAGAUGAGCUCAUUAUGAAGAACCAUGUUCUGAACGCUGUUUCUGCAAUGAUAGGAUUCGCCUUAUGUGGUAUUUCUCUCGCAACCAUAACAGCCAUUAGCAUGGAUCGUUUUAUUGCACUGCAGUAUCACUUGCGAUAUGUAACUCUUGUGACCAACUCCCGAGUGAUCUAUUCUAUAGUAGCGGCAUGGUUGAUUAUCGUGAUCUAUUCGGGACUUCGGUUAUGGGAUGAGGUUGUAUUUCACCUACUUUCCGCGAUACUCACCGUUGUUUCUCUUGCAACAUCUACGCUUUGUUACAUUAAGAUUUACCAAAUCGUCCGACGCCACCGAUUGCAGAUCCGCUCUCAAGAACAAGCUACAAGAAGCCACAUCAUUCAGAAUCGCACAGAAAAAAUGCGAUUAAAACAAAGCGCUUUGAACACGUUCGUUUUUUAUAUCUUUAUGAUUGUAUUUUACUUUCCCGCGUAUAUUUUUCUCUUUCUUUUUGGAAUUUCUUAUUCUACAUGGAAAACGGAAUGGACCAUCUCGACUACCGUUGUGUUUAUGAACUCGUCCCUGAAUCCAGUUCUGUUUUGCUGGCGUAUCCGCCAGCUUCGGGUUGCAGCUGUGAAGACGGCAAGAGAUAUGUUAUGCACCACCACUGAUUAAAUUCAAAAACAGUAACUUUUGUCAGACAAUUCUGGCUUCUACGCGCAGCAAUAAGCUGCAUUUAAGCUGGCUCAGCAGCACCAAGAAUCCACAUUUGAAGAAAAAAAUUGAAUCGAUCGGGGACAUCAGAAAAUGCUGUAAAAUUAGUGAGGUUACGGCAUCUGGGCUUAAAAUCGCGAGAAAAACGAUAGACGAGCAAGUUUUUGCCUUUCGUUUAUACCCAAAACGCUUUCAAGAUUUCUUGCUAAAAGGAAUAGAAGAGGUCUCGUUGAGAAUUCCCAAAGCCUAUUUUAAU